Molecule: messenger RNA, 786 nt
Organism: Aspergillus chevalieri
Lineage: Eukaryota; Fungi; Ascomycota; Eurotiomycetes; Eurotiales; Aspergillaceae
Exons: 3
Coding region: 1-786 (261 amino acids)
Source: RefSeq, a predicted model, not a curated record
AUGGCAGAAUACAACUCCUCCGAUUUGACAUCCAUCCUGAACACAUUAUCAGCCCUGUCCAAACCGGUACCAACACCAGGAACUCAGAAUCCCUCUACUCAGCAGCCUUAUAGCUCUAGCCCCCGUAUCCAACCCAGCCAUGAUGAUGAUGACGACGCAUACGAACCCCCAGACAUCCCUCCAGCUCCAGCACCCUCGACUUCCAAACCACAACCACAUCUACACCCUCAACAACUGCACCCUCCCAAACCAGCACCAACAGAUCCCACACCAUCAACAGACCCCUCAACAAUAACAACAUGGCCCUCCGCCCUCCGCCAUGUCAUGCGAACAGUCUCCCAAAACGAAGUCCUCCAGCGCCGCAUCCGCCGCCUAAUACAAUCCCAACACGACCACGAGGAACAAUGGUGGCAGGGACGGGAGGCACUAUGCAAGAAACAGAAGGCGAGGGGGGAGAAGAAGAAGGAGUUGGAUGAGGUGUUACGAUCAGUUGGGGUGCCAGUUGAUUCUUCCAAGGGGGUAUCUACAGCCGAAGAAGACGAAACAGAACUGAAAAACUACGAUGCCAAAAUCUACGCCGCAUCCAACCAAAUGGCACAAGCUCUUACGCUCGAGUUACGGGGACUGGGGAUACCAUUCUUCAGCAUAAAGCGGGAUUUGGUCUCUGACAACCACAAGAAUAAUGAUGACCAUGACAAACAGCAUAAAGAUAAGCUGCCUCGAGAUGAACUCUCCGCUCUCCAGCUAAGGAUGCUGGACUUGCUGCAGGAUCUUUGUAAGGAGUGA